GAGACGAGCGAUUCCAGUUCUUCUGCCGAGGCCUUCAGCGAAGAAUGUCCAAAAUGCCCCAUCUGCAUGGAGAGAGUGGCCUACUACGACAGUCAUUUCUUCCCCAGCGGCCGUCGGAGUGAUGAUGAAGGACCUUAAGAUACUCCAAAUUGAUCUCUUGCCGUAUCCUUGAAGAAGAGUAUGAAUGGGUAUUCUUGAAGUAGAGUGUGAAUGAGUAUUCGAGUGGAUCUUUUGCCGUAUCCUUGAAGUAGAGUAUGAAUGAGUAUUCUCGUGCUAGAAGUAGAACUCGAGAUCCCUGAACUAGAACUAAAGCUAUACUUUUUUUUUUAGAUGAAGAUUUAUGGAGUUCGAUUUUGGUUGUUCGUUGUUGUCUUCAAGGAAUACUCUGCAGCUGAAAGAUGAUGAUGCUGAAGGGGUCUAAGAACUAGAAGAAGAUGAGCGGACACACAAUUCAGGAAACAGCGAUCUAAGAGAUGAAGGGAGACAACAUUCGCCUAUCACACGAAGGGCCGCGAACAAUGACACCACCACUAUUCUUGCUGGUGCAACUGCUACGCGUGACCGAAUCGUUAAGCUAAAAAGUGCACUUGGUAUUUGUUUUGGUCCGUCUUGAAGAUAGUUUUAGAUGGGAGAACAGAAGUGCUUGAUAAUUCUAGAUAGAGCUGAGCAGUGCUGUUGCGGAACUAUAUGCGUAGACGUAUUUUCCUGGUAGGAGCUCUGCUGGGAGAUCCUUAAGACGACCUCUAAGAAUACCUCUGACGCUAGUGCUGGCUCUCGACUACUGGCCAGUAAUCAGCAUGGGCGUGGUAUGAACCCACCUCCGGUAGUUCCGUCUCCGACCCGUGGAGGUAUCUCUAGCCGGGAAACGACCAAUCAGGAUCGUGCUGGUGACCUACCGUCUUCUACGACUGAUCGGAGCGUUGACGGAAGUAGAACUGCUACCAACCGUGCUUCGAUCGAGGAUUGGAGUACUACCCCUUCGAUCUAUGAUGGGAGUACCAACUACGUUACCGUCAACCAGCAAGAGCGAAACAGAGGCCAACUGCCAAAAGUGCGACCAGUCGUGGUUCAUUUUAGGGCUGAAUACAACUCAUUUCUACAAGCGAGUCGUUUUCUUCUGUUUUCUUCCCGAAAUUCUGAGAAAAUGAAGCCAAGAACAAAAAUGUAUUGUUUUGAGCUCUAAUGAUUUGCAUCGUCGGACUGGGAUUCUGACGACUGACGAGAAGUCCGGAAAAUUGCACAGGGAGCGGAGAUCUGCAGAGGAGUCGUCCCCCAGUGAAGAUAGUGUCAGCACUUUGGAGACGACAUCCUCAGAAACGUCAGAAGAUGUAGAGCUGUUCUUGUUAAGACUGAUGAAAAGCAUUUCGGCUAAGGUGGUCGUGCUGCGUAAGUACUCGAAACCUUGAAAUAAGCGAGUAACUAACUCAAAUAUCCGAGUUAUAACAGGCCAUGAGGUAUCUGGUAUCAUGACAUGGCAUUUCAGCUAAGGUGCUCGUGCUGUGUAAAUAUUUACAUUGAUACAUCUUAGACUGAUAGAGAGAGUUCAUCUCGGACUGAGGAAGUUCAGUAUAAGGAACGGAGAGAACAAGUCCCAAAAUGUAGGCGUUGUUCACUUAUCAUGUAUUAAUUAUGUGAAUUUCAUCCUUGCAUGGUGAGCUCCUCCUCUAAAAAGAGGCAGCACGAACCCUGCAGAGCACGAAAUAAAUCGUUCUACUUCUAGAAGAGAGAGGAAUAACAAGAAAAAGGAAGAUGGCUUGACAAG
Messenger RNA from Amoebophrya sp. A25, 1762 nucleotides. NCBI's taxonomy places the organism in Eukaryota, Dinophyceae, Syndiniales, Amoebophryaceae. The record is from the annotation of a GenBank genome assembly.